Messenger RNA from Sphaerodactylus townsendi, 3554 nucleotides. It is a transcript of the gene LG08H10orf90, whose product is annotated as linkage group 08 C10orf90 homolog. Gene Ontology annotation, biological process: regulation of centriole replication. Gene Ontology annotation, cellular component: cytosol; centriole; centrosome. Lineage: Eukaryota; Metazoa; Chordata; Lepidosauria; Squamata; Sphaerodactylidae. The transcript is spliced from 9 exons. Bases 211 to 2469 code for a protein of 752 amino acids. The record is from RefSeq and is a predicted model, not a curated record.
UAAUCCAGCGAGCUUCCGAGGACAAAAGAAAGAAAUGAAUUGCUUCAUUUGUGUCGCUUGAAUGGAAUGCUAAUGAGGGGAGGUGGAAAAAAUGUUAAUUAUUCAUGCCAGCCGGCUGAGAAGAAGGCAGCUCCUGGCUUUCCCUGUUACAAUUGCAACAAGUGGCUGCCGGCCUAGGUAGGAAAAGAUUGGAACUCUCAAAGAGGCGAGAUGCCUUCUCAGGAAAGGAAACUCAUGUUCUGCAUCACACACAGCCAGAUGGAUUUAAGAGCAAAGCCCCCAGUAGCCUGGAAUCAGGAAAGAAAAUCCUUUAUAUCUCAAAUUUACUUCAUCAUUAAUCACUCCUACUGGGAGGGACCUCAUGGCCUGGGAAGAAAAGAAAAUCUUUAUGGAAUUAAUGCUUUGAAACCAUGCAGAAGUAUUCAGUAUAAUAAUGCAGCAGAGAAUGAGUCAAGCUUCCCAAAGGAUGCUCUGCUGGUGCAAAAUACGAAAAUGAGUUCAUCUAUAGUCAUUUCACAGAUGAUUGAUGAGAAUAAAUCAAAAGAAAAUACGGCUGCUUUCCCUAUGCAGUCUGUAAUCACCCAGUCAGAGGCUUAUCACAUGAACCAAUCUUUAGCUAAUCAUAGCUCAGUCAACAUUAAUAGAGCAUUCAUAUUGCUCCCCAGAAGAUUAGGAGUUCAGAUAUCCUCAGAUGACAAUGUAUUUGGAACAGUCUCUGAAUGUGAAGUGAAGAAACAGUGUCAUAAGCAGAAGAAAGGCUUUACUUCUAUCACUAUCACUGCUAGACGUGUUGUGUCACCUUGUUACCAGACGUCGCAAACAGAUGCUCCUGGUUCUUCUUGUUUGCAGUGCCAGGGUGAUAAGCUGCUAAUGAGUACUGCUACUGCUUCAGCUGUGUCUGGGCUUGAUCAGAUAUCCAAAUCUUUGUGCAAUCAAGGAUCUCAAAACCAAAAUGCUACUAAAAUGAAGUCUUCUGCAUCGUGUUCACAUCUGUCCAAGAGGCCUUCUGAUUGGCUUUCUCCCACUGAAAACAAAGAGAACAGAAUGGUGUUCCCAGCAAAUGCCCAUAACAAAAAGGCACCGCCGUCUUUUGUUUCGAGUGUCCACCUUAGCAUUUCUCAGCAGAGACCAAAUGUGAUAUAUUACAUAGACAAGUCACUCAUAGUGCCUAUCAACCAAACACAGAGUAACAACCAAAACAUUCAUAGGUCAGUAGUGUCUUUCAAUAUAAAUUGCAGUUCUCCAAGUUUAACACCAGAUGGAGUAGAUGGUUUAGCUAACGGAAAACUAAUCACAGGAGUACUUAAGACAAAGCUCCCAGAGGAUAGCAAGUCUUCUCUCAGAGCAAUUUGGAAUGCAGAUUCUAAGGAGAUCGAUUUGGGUAGAAAACAGACCUUGGAAAUGGAAUCUUUGGAGACUGAAUAUCUCGGGACACGUACCUCUCCAUCUGAAACGCCAUCAGUGGUGGAUAGCCCUCAAGGACGUAGUAAUUUAAAGCUAAGAAAGAUCAAUGACAAAAAUCCAAGUGACAAUGACAUUACAUUUUCUCCCCUCAUUUCUCACUGGACUUGUGAUGAAGACUCACAAGGGUUCUCAAGAAGCAACAGAAAACAGUGCAAGAGAGACAAAUGCCAUGAAGCACCUGCCUCUUUUCUGGACCAGUCAUGCAAGCAUGAGCUCACAGUAGAAGGUGGGAGUUCUUUGAAAGAUAAAUAUCCAUCCAAAAGCACUUUGAAGUCCAAAGAGAUUCAGACGCAAAGCAUUCUAAAACCACAAAAAAUUCUAUCUGAUUGCGGGUGCCAAGGAAAGGCUUUAUCAAAAACAGCACUGGAUGAGAAUGCUAUCCACAGGAUUGAUCAUUUCCCGAAAGGUGAUUACAAAUUCUGUGAUGCUGCAGACAAACUGAACGAAUAUCAUACAAGUGAGAAGAAUGAUAUGAUCAGGAGUGUAACGACCUCCACAGUUCAUGUACCAGAUGUUAAUCAUGAGAAAUAUGAAGCCUUCCAGCAGCCAGGGGUCUGCUCUGAGCCUGAGAACAUUCCUUCAAACCCACUAACUCUCAGGGAGGCUCUAGAAGUUCACAAGUCUCACUUUAUUUAUUGCUCACAAGAACGGUUGAAGAAACUUGAACACAUGGUACAGCUGAGGAAAGCCCAGCAGGGAGAUGCUUCUGGAAAGAAACAAGGAGCUGUUCUUUCUCGCAAACUUUCCUCAUCUUCAAUUUUAAGCAAGAAGAAGCAAUAUACGGUUCCUCAUCCUCUCAGUGAUAACCUAUUUAAGCCAAAAGAAAGGUUCAUAUCAGAGAAAGAGAUGCAUAUGCGAUCCAAAAGAAUUUAUAAUAAUCUGCCGGAAGUGAAGAAGAAACAAGAAGAGAAACAGAAACGGGUCAUACUGCAAAGCAACAGGCUGCGUGUCGAAGUCUUCAAGAAGCAAUUGCUGGACCAGCUUCUUCAAAGAAAUACAGAAUGAGUAAAGAUUUCUUGGCAUGUCUCACUUAUUGGACUUUGAACGCCUUUGAUAAUUAAAAAGCCAUACAAACAUAUCAUGAACUUCGUGAUAUGGAGAUGUCAUUCAAUUCCUGUAUGCAAAGAAAGAGCUUGAAUUUUUUAAAAAAAUUAAAGUCCUAUUGGCAGUGCAAAAUCUCUGGAAAAUAGGGGUCCAUGACCCAUGGAAUAAUACCUUUAUGCAUUUAAUGAGGCAUUUAUCUUCUCUGACAGAGUUUUAUUAAAGGAGGCAGCUUUUUGUAAGUUAACAGUCACACCAAAUAUAUAUAUAUGUUUGUAUACAGUAUACAUAUAUUAGGUAGAAUCCAAGCUUCUGUGCACAGUCAGAUGGAACUUCUGCUGAAGAAUAGGAACUCCCAAUUGCUGCAAAUUCCUAGCUCCAGUUUCACCUCUUCAUGCCUCAUCAUACAUUGUUUCUGAGGGUCCCUGACUGCUUUUUGAGUGUGCACAUGGCCUGCAGCAGGACAAGGGCCAAAGCAAGACAAGAAAAAAUUCAUUCCAUGGACAGAACUCUACUCAGUUCUCUGCAUCCUGCCCAUGAUUCCCAUUUGUUCCUGAUUGCUUCAUGUAUUAAGCUUGCACUUCUUGAAAGGAAGGAAAAAUGAUCAUUUUGUUAUGGUUAUACUAUAUAAUAUGUGUCUAAUAAUUUAAGCUGAAUUUUAAAUUAACGGUUCACAUUGCAAAAGGGACCAAUAUUUUAGUCCGUGAAGGACCACAUUCUUGUUUGCACAGUGAACCCAAAUAAAAGGGUUACCUGUUAAAAACUACUGUUUAGAACCUCUGCAGUAAUUCUGCUUCUGAAACAUGUACUUUGCUAUACCAUGUAAUUUUGCCUGGCUUCAUAUGGCAUAAUGUAUUUACAGAAAUGCAUAUUUUUUUAACAAAAUGGUACAAAUCUACUCAGUGGUUUCUACCAAGAAAAAUGCUUGUGUAAAGAUUACUUAAUUAAAACCAUCUGUAAUAUAUCCUUUAAAAAAUUUCAAAUGGUACAUUUCAAAAUAUAGAAGACUAGUUUUUAUGAAAGGAAGAAAUAAAGAAAUAAAGUAGAAA